This is a messenger RNA of Eurypyga helias (sunbittern), 3999 nucleotides long. RefSeq names its product retinitis pigmentosa GTPase regulator (gene RPGR). Lineage: Eukaryota; Metazoa; Chordata; Aves; Eurypygiformes; Eurypygidae. The record is from RefSeq and is a predicted model, not a curated record. The annotation marks the transcript as partial. Gene Ontology annotation, molecular function: ubiquitin protein ligase activity. The transcript is spliced from 16 exons. Gene Ontology annotation, cellular component: photoreceptor outer segment. Gene Ontology annotation, biological process: visual perception; protein ubiquitination; ubiquitin-dependent protein catabolic process.
GUGUCUCUGCGUAAAAUGAGGAAAAAACUCAACGCCUUCUUUAAAGAGCUUGAAUUCAUCUGCACAAGGCUUGUUUCUAAUAAAGCAGUGAAAGGGAAACACAUCUACAGGGAAUCAGGUGCUGUUUUCACAUUUGGAAAAAGCAAAUUUGCAGAAGAUAUUCCUAGCAAGUUCUGGUUCAAAAAUGACAAGCCUGUGCUUAUAUCAUGUGGAGACGAACAUACCGCAAUUGUUACAGGGAAUGGUAAACUAUACAUGUUCGGCAGUAACAACUGGGGCCAGCUAGGACUGGGAUCAAAGAACACUGUCAGCAAACCAACAUGUGUUAAAGCUUUAAAACCAGAGAAAACAAAACUUGCUGUUUGUGGAAGAAACCACACUUUAGUUUACACAGAAAAAGGAAAUGUGUAUGCUGCUGGAGGUAACAGUGAAGGUCAGUUGGGAUUAGGUGACACAGAGGAAAGGACCACAUUUCAUUUAAUUAGGUUUUUUACCAACCAGCACAAGAUCAAACAGCUAGCAGCUGGAUCAUACACCUCAGCAGCAGUAACUGAGGAUGGGCAGCUUUUUGUGUGGGGUGACAAUUCAGAAGGUCAGAUUGGCUUGGCCAAUGAAACCUAUGUCAGUAUCCCGUGGCAAGUGGAUGUUGGAAAACGUGUUUCCUCUGUCUCCUGUGGAUAUUAUCACUCUGCCUUGAUAACAGGUGAUGGUGAUCUCUACACUUUUGGAGAACCCGAGAAUGGGAAACUCGGAUUGUUGCCUGAACAGCUGAAGAACAGUAGAGUCCCACAGCCUGUACUGGGAAUUAUGGAAAAGGUUAUUAAGGUCGCUUGUGGUGGAGAGCACACAGUGGUGCUGACAGAGACAGAUGUAUAUACUUUUGGACUUGGACAACAUGGGCAGCUGGGACAUGGUACUUUUGUUUUUGAAACUUCAGUACCAAAGUCUGUGAAACACCUGAGGAGGCAUAAAAUAUGUAACAUUACAUGUGGGGAAAAUCAUACUGCUGUAAUAGCAGAGAAUGGCCUCAUGUUUACUUUUGGAGAUGGACGACAUGGCAAGCUAGGACUUGGAGAAGAGAGUUUUACAAAUCAUUUUGAUCCCACUCUGUGUUAUAAUUUCUUGAGGUUCACAGUCCUUUUGGUUGCUUGUGGUGGUUGUCACAUGCUAGUUUUUGCUGCUCCGAGACCUAAAGGAUCUGAAGAAAUGCUCCUAGAAGAUUUACAUGAGAGCUGUUUGACUGCUACUAUCUCUAAAAUGGGUGAAGACUCACUACUAAUGAACACCUUACAACUAACAUCAGCACGAAUGCGACGUCGAGAAAGGGAAAAAUCACCAGAACAGUUUGUUCGAAUGGCACAAACUCUGCCUCCACUGGGUCAAAGCCUCUUAAAAUCUUCAUUGCCUGUGACUAGCAACACUAGCCCACUCUGUUUUUCUGCAACAAGUCUUCCUAAAGCUGAACCUGUGAAGGAUAGACACCAUGGAAAAGAAAAGAAUCAUCAAAAAGAGAAACCUGGUGAAGGCUCUGCAGAAGAUGAUUCAGAUAAUGAAAAUAGUGACAGAAACCUUGGAGAUACAACUGACAUCCUAAAUAUGACACAUGCAAUGAAAUUGAAUCCCAGUGACCAGUCCUUAAAAUUAUCACCGCUGCAAAAACAGAAGAAGAACAGUAAAAAUGUGAAACUGAAAAGAGAUGGUAAGGGUGGGUUGAAAAACAAGGAUUCUGAUUUCAUGAAGGAGGGCUCAAAAUUAGACUCUAGCUCUUUACAAAAGCAGUCAUCAGUUUCAGAGCCACCGGGACAAGAUUUAGAAAAAAGUAGUGCCUUUGUAGGGAAGCUUGCGGCCAAAAAAAAUACAAUGAAAGGUAAAUCUGAGCGUGCACGAAGUGUUAGUACUUUGAAAAGUGGUGUUCAGCAAAUUACUGGAGACAAAUGCAGACUAGGGAAAAGGGAAAAAGAAUAUGUGGAAAAUCUUGAAUUUGUCAGAGAGGAUGUAAGUUACAAUCUUCCCACUGAAAACCAAAUUCUGACUGAAAAAACAGAUUCUUCCAAUAAAAAGUCAAAAGCUGUUAAAUCUAAGCAAUCCCUUAAAAUAGAAGUACUUCCAUCUGCAUCCAGGGAUCAGCCCCAGACAGAUUCAUUAAUUGUACAAAAAUACAAUCCUGAUAAGAGGCAAGGAAUUCAAGAAGCAAUAGAGAGUCAAAACAAAAUAAAAGAUGUUGUUGAAAAAUCUGAUAAAUGUGAAACAAUGUGUGUCAAAGGGGAAGAAAGUAACAAAGAGCGAAGAGGUUUAAAAGAAAAGGAUCCAUUUGUGAAACAAGUAGCUGUAACUAUAUCAUCAUCUUCAACUGAGGAAAGUAGUAAUGAUCUUGCAAAAUACUUACGUAGGAGUAGGGGAAAAGAAGAGGACUACUAUGCAGGCAGAGAGGUCCAGAAAGCAGUGAAAACAGCAGAAAAAGUGGAAGAUUUGGACUUAGAAAAAGAAGACAGUGAGAUUGAGGAGAUGCAAGCUACAAACAAUGAGAAAGGAUAUGUUGAAGAAACUGAUAUAAAAAGCGUGAAUGAGGAAGAAACAACCUCUGAAGCUCAAUCAGAUGAAGACAGGCAGUUAGAAAUUAAGAAUGAGGAGGAGUAUGAAACAGUUGACAGUGAAGAGGAACUGGGGAAGGAAGAAGAGAGUGAGGUUAAAAACGAUAGUGAAGUUUCAGUAGGAAGAGGUGAAGACAAAGAGGAAAAAGAUAAUGAGGAAGAAAAUGAAAGAGAGGAAUCACAGGCUGAAAGAGACAGUGAGAAUGAGGGUGCAGAAGAGAUUGAAGAGAUUAAUCAUGAAGAUGGCAAAGAGCAAGAAGAUGAGGAAGGGAGGUUGAUGGAGGAGGAAGAAAUGCUGAGUGAGGGAGAAAAGGAGGAUAUGGAGAAGGAGGACUGUGCAAAAGAGGAAAAUACUGAAAAACAAAAGGAGGAACAGGUUAAAGGUGAGGGAAGAGAUGAGAGUGAGGAAGGAGGUGAUGAUAAAGAGGGGGAGGAAGAAAAAGAGGUAGAGGCAGAAGAGGAAGGAGAGUAUGAGAAUGAAAAUGAAGAAGAAAACAAUGAAAGGGAGAAUGAAAAAGACAAGGAGGAAGAGGAGGAGUUAGAAGAAUCAUUGGCAGAGAGGGAAGAAGAAGAGGUAUCUGAAGAACAGGAAGAAGAAGAUGCAAGUAGGAGGACUAAGGAGGUGGGAGAGGAUGGAGUGGAAGAAGAAGGAGAAGAGAGGGAGGAUGAAGUGGAAGAAGAAAGAGAAGGUGAGGAAGGGGAAGGAGCAGAGGCAGAAGCAGAACAGGAGGAGGGGGAAGAAGAUGAAAACAAGGAAGAGGAGGAGUGGGAAAAUGAAGAAGAAGAAAGGCAAGAAGAAGAAUAUGAAGAAGGAGAAGGAGUGGAUGAAGAUGAGGGAGAAGGGGUGGAUGAAGAUGGAGGAGAAGACAUGGAAGAAGAAGAGGGAGAAGGGGAGGAAGAAGAAGAGGGAGAAGGGGAGGAAGAAGAAGAGGGAGAAGGGGAGGGUGAAGAUGAGGGAGAAGGGGAGGAAGAAGAAGAGGGAGAAGGGGAGGAAGAAGAAGAGGGAGAAGGGGAGGAAGAAGAAGAAGGAGUUGAGGGAGAAGAGACUGCAGAUGAAGGAGAAGAGGGAGUGGAAGAAGAAGAGAGAGAAGAGGAAGAACUAGAAGUGGAAGAGGGAGAGGAGGAAGAUGAAGGGGAGGAGGGAGAAGAAAAAGGGGAAGAGGAGGAGGAGGAGGAACAAGAAGGGGAAGAGGGAGAAGAAGGGGAAGGAGAUGUAGGAGAUGAGGAAGAAGAUGAUGAGCUUCCACAAAUGAAAAGCAAAACCAGGAAGCCAGAGAAGACAGAAAGGACUGCUUUACCAAAUAGGUCUAAACAAAAAAUGAAGUCCAAACAGCAUGUAGCAAAUGGUUUACAUAAUUCAGAACAAUUUUGGAACAAUGUGCUACCUCAUUAUUUAACACUGAAGUAG